Molecule: messenger RNA, 3560 nt
Organism: Clupea harengus (Atlantic herring)
Lineage: Eukaryota; Metazoa; Chordata; Actinopteri; Clupeiformes; Clupeidae
Gene: atp2a2a
Product: ATPase sarcoplasmic/endoplasmic reticulum Ca2+ transporting 2a
Exons: 21
Coding region: 411-3299 (962 amino acids)
Biological process (GO): calcium ion transport
Cellular component (GO): membrane
Molecular function (GO): ATP binding; ATP hydrolysis activity; P-type calcium transporter activity
Source: RefSeq, a predicted model, not a curated record
AGAAUAAACGGCGCUUUAAGUUACCACUUGUCGCGGGCUGCAGCACGGAGAGGCAGACCAUCACCUUCCAGCCGAGCAGUAGGCUUGGACAGUGUGAAUGUAAUGUUCUAAGCAAGGGCGAUCGUUAACACUCCUCGUUCCCAGCUGUUUGGGACAUAAGAAGAUACCGCAGUGGUGACUCGCUUGUCGCUCUAUUUUGCCUUUUUUGCAUUUGGUCGGGAAAAUAGCUCGAGUGUCAACCUUCCAAGUUUUCCCUCCGUAUGUGCUGCGUCUUUCCUGAUCCGGACGUUUUCUGAAUAUAGAUGCUGGUCUCACGUUUAGCAGCUUUCUGCGUAUGUUGAAAACUGGGUUUUGUUGAAACGGAAUCUUUUUAACAAAGUUAAACUGUCCGUGGCGGGCGAUCAUUAAUCAUGGAGAACUCUCACAUGAAGAGUGUUGAGGAAGUUUAUAGCUAUUUUAGCGUCAACGACAGCACCGGACUUUCCCUAGACCAGGUGAAACGACACAAGGACAAAUGGGGACUGAAUGAGCUGCCCGCCGAGAUAGGGAAGUCUGUAUGGGAUCUUGUCUUGGAACAGUUUGAAGACUUGCUGGUGCGAAUUCUUCUUCUGGCAGCAUGUAUAUCAUUUGUCCUGGCCUGGUUCGAGGAGGGGGAGGAGACCAUCACUGCCUUUGUGGAGCCCUUCGUGAUCUUACUCAUUCUCAUUGCCAAUGCCAUCGUGGGGGUGUGGCAGGAGCGGAACGCCGAGAGCGCCAUCGAGGCCCUGAAAGAGUAUGAGCCUGAGAUUGCAAAGGUCUACAGGCAGGACAGGAAGUCCGUCCAGAGGAUUAAGGCCAAGGAAAUCGUGCCCGGAGACUCUGUGUCCAUUAUCAAGCACACCGACCCCGUACCUGACCCCCGUGCUGUCAACCAGGACAAGAAGAACAUGCUUUUCUCUGGCACCAACAUCGCUGCGGGUAAAGCCUUGGGUGUUGUCGUGGCGACAGGUGUGAGCACUGAGAUUGGUAAGAUCCGCGACGAGAUGGCCUCCACCGAGCAGGAGAAGACCCCCCUGCAGCAGAAGAUGGAUGAGUUCGGGGAGCAGCUCUCCAAGGUCAUCUCCCUCAUCUGCAUCGCCGUGUGGAUCAUCAACAUCGGACACUUCAACGACCCCGCUCACGGAGGCUCCUGGAUCCGCGGCGCCGUCUACUACUUCAAGAUCGCUGUCGCCCUGGCUGUGGCCGCCAUCCCUGAGGGUCUGCCUGCCGUCAUCACCACCUGCCUGGCUCUGGGUACCCGCCGUAUGGCCAAGAAGAACGCCAUCGUCCGCUCUCUGCCCUCCGUGGAGACUCUGGGCUGCACCUCCGUCAUCUGCUCCGACAAGACUGGCACCCUCACCACCAACCAGAUGUCCGUGUGCAGGAUGUUCGUCCUGGACAAAGCUGAGGGGGAGAGCUGCUCUCUGGCUGAGUUCACCAUCACCGGCUCCACCUACGCCCCGGAGGGGGAAGUCUACCGGGACAACCGGACAGUGAAGACCUCCGGGUACGAUGCCCUAGUGGAGCUCUCCACCAUCUGUGCCCUGUGCAACGACUCCUCCCUGGACUUCAACGAGUCUAAAGGCGUGUUUGAGAAGGUUGGUGAGGCCACAGAGACGGCCCUUACCUGUCUGGUGGAGAAGAUGAACGUGUUUGACACUGAAGUCAGAAGCAUGUCCAAGAUCGAGAGAGCCAACGCCUGCAACUCGGUGAUCAAGCAGCUGAUGAAGAAAGAGUUCACACUGGAGUUCUCCCGUGACAGGAAGUCCAUGUCUGUCUACUGCACACCCAACAAGGCCAAGUCCUCCGUCGGCAAGAUGUUUGUCAAGGGUGCCCCAGAGGGCGUGAUUGAUCGCUGCACCUAUGUGCGUGUCGGGGGCAACAGGGUGCCCAUGACCCAGGGCAUCAAGGAUAAGAUCAUGAAUGUGAUCCGUGAGUACGGCACGGGCCGCGACACCCUGCGCUGCCUGGCCCUCGCCACCAGGGACAACCCCCUCAGGAAGGAGGAGAUGGUGAUGACCGAGACCGCCAGCUUCGCCGACUACGAGUCUGACCUGACGUUUGUGGGCUGUGUGGGCAUGCUGGACCCCCCACGCCUGGAGGUGGCCGCAUCCAUCAAGCUGUGCCGCUUGGCGGGCAUCCGCGUCAUCAUGAUCACCGGGGACAACAAGGGCACGGCCAUCGCCAUCUGCCGCCGCAUCGGCAUCUUCGGAGACGACGACGACGUCGAUCGCAUGGCCUACACCGGCCGCGAGUUUGACGACCUGUCCCCCCACGCGCAGCGCGAGGCUGUCAUGAAAGCCCGGUGCUUCGCCCGUGUUGAGCCUUCGCACAAGUCCAAGAUCGUCGAGUUCCUGCAGAGCAUGGACGAGAUCACUGCCAUGACUGGGGAUGGAGUGAACGAUGCCCCCGCCCUGAAGAAGGCAGAGAUUGGCAUCGCUAUGGGCUCUGGCACCGCCGUUGCCAAGUCCGCAUCCGAGAUGGUCCUCGCCGACGACAACUUCUCUUCCAUCGUGGCCGCUGUUGAGGAGGGCAGAGCCAUCUACAACAACAUGAAGCAGUUCAUCAGAUACCUCAUCUCCUCCAAUGUGGGAGAGGUGGUCUGCAUCUUCCUGACGGCUGCGUUGGGUUUCCCUGAGGCUCUGAUCCCAGUCCAGCUGCUGUGGGUUAACCUGGUGACAGACGGUCUCCCCGCCACCGCCCUCGGCUUCAACCCCCCCGACCUGGACAUCAUGAACAAACAACCCCGUAACGCCAAGGAGCCCCUCAUCUCCGGCUGGCUCUUCUUCAGAUAUCUCGCCAUUGGAUUCUAUGUGGGCGCUGCCACUGUGUCAGCGGCCGCCUGGUGGUUCAUCAUCGCAGAGGACGGCCCAAUGAUCACCCUCUACCAGCUGAGCCAUUUCCUGCAGUGCUGCCCUGAAAACCCUGACUUCCAAGACCUGGAUUGCCAUGUGUUUGAGUCGCCUUACCCCAUGACCAUGGCUCUGUCUGUGCUGGUCACCAUUGAGAUGUGCAACGCCCUCAACAGCGUGUCGGAGAACCAGUCCCUGUUGAGGAUGCCCCCCUGGGAGAACGUCUGGCUGCUGGGAGCCAUCUGCCUCUCCAUGUCCCUGCACUUCCUCAUCCUCUACGUGGAGCCCCUGCCUGUCAUCUUCCAGAUCACCCCUCUGGACGUGGCUCAGUGGGUGAUCGUGGUGAAGAUCUCCCUGCCCGUCAUCCUGCUGGACGAGGUGCUCAAGUUCGUCUCGCGCAACUACCUGGAGCCGGCACCGGCAGUGUAAAGCUGUUUCUGUCCAGCUCUCCCCUCACCGCAGUGAGGCUUUUUGUUUAGUUUUAGUGCAUGAGUGUUCUGAGCAGCUUCCCAUCUUCCAAGACCUGCAUGUCAAAAAACGAGCUAGCGUCAAUCAAAGAGUGUUAGAGCUAUACAAGUACGAAAAUGGCUGAUCUCUAAAGAGAACUAAAAAUGGGUUUCAAAAUAAGAGUGAAUGGAUACAAUUUGGAAAAAGCAAUCAGUCAUUUUUAGUGACCCAUCCACCCCCCCC